GUUUUAAUUGAGAGUUGUAAUUAUAGCAAAUCAAUAAUUAUUAAUUAUUGAUUUGCUUUCAAAAAUGCUAUUUAUUAUUCUCUUCUAUUAAAUUAAAGUAAUUAGCUAAUAGAAAAUUGUAGUUUCUAACCAAAGACUACAUGUUCAAGUGCCAUAUUGUUUCCUAACCUAAUACACUAACAGCCGGUUUAUUUCGUUAUCUCAAGACUCACUGUGCGUAUCCGAUUCCAAUCGCCGAUAAUAUUACCAAAUUGCCAAUAACUAAGUACAAUGUAUUACGAAUCCGGAAUAUUGCGAAGGAAAUGACCACACUGCAGGAGGAACACUCGACUGUAAUACUAACCAAACAGUUUUCACUGUCCGGUCGACUAAAUGUGUUUUGUGAAGUGGUUGUGUCUUGUAAAAUGAUUACAAUAAGAUAAAAAAAAAUGUGCUAAUAAUUUGAUGUGUCCAUGAAAUAUAAACAAAGAAAUAAGUAAAUAAUUUAAUGUCUUUGAUAAAAAUAGUACUUAUAUAGUACAUAGUACUUAAAUAGUAAAUAAAGUACCUAUUUUCGCCAUGUUAUCCUGGAUCCAACAUAGAUGGACAGCUCUAUGGCUGUUGUUUGCAGCUUAUGGUUCACUGUUCUUGUUUAUGUAUGGCUUUUUCCCACUGAAAUACCAUUCAGGGAAAAUAAGUCAUAUGGAUGACCUUCCAAAUUUUAUUAAUAGUGUCAGUAUUGAUGGCCAUGAAGUAUAUAAUUCAGGCGAGAAUAGUGUAAUACUGAUGGUUAUAGAUGGCUUGAGAUAUGACUUUGCCACUGAAGAAUACAUGCCCUUUACUGGACAGUUGUUGAAAAACAAAUCAGCAUGCAUUUAUGUGUCAGUGGCAGAACCACCUACAGUCACCAUGCCAAGGAUUAAGUCACCGGAAAGGAAAAAGGAGAAAGCACAGUGGAGGCGCACUAUAAACUUCUGGAGGGAUAUAUUCGCCAUGAUGACGGGCAGCGUGUCAACGUUCGCCGACGUAGCGCUUAACUUCGGCGCGCCGGCAGUUCGCGGGGACAGCGUGCUGCGAGCGGCCAAGUCGAGGGGACGCCGCGCUGUCAUGUAUGGUGACGACACGUGGCUGAGGCUCUUCCCCGGCAUGUGGAACGACUCGGAUGGCACUACUUCCUUCUUCGUCACAGAUUAUACUGAGGUAGAUAACAACGUGACCAGACAUCUAGACAAAGUGCUUGCACCGGAUGAGAACAAGAAGCCUUCGUUCGACUUCUUGGUGCUUCACUAUUUGGGCUUGGACCACAUCGGGCACCUGGAAGGUGCUAGAAGUGCCAAAAUUAAGCCCAAACUAUUGGAAAUGGAUGAUGUGGUCAAGAAAAUAUACACAGGCAUGAGGACAUGGCAUAGAUCAGGGAUAUUGAUAAUCUGUGGAGACCACGGGAUGAGGGACGCGGGCGGGCACGGCGGGGCUAGCGCUGCUGAGGUGUUGGUGCCGCUGGUGGUGGUCAAGAGCGACAACUUUGUGUGCCCUCAUCCAUCAGGCCCAGGUCCAACCGUCGCCCAAGUAGACGUAGCGCCCACUAUAGCGUGGCUACUGAACGCGCCCAUACCAGGCGAUAGUACCGGCAGGAUACUGCCUUCGUUGAUGCCUUCUGACGUGCAACAACACCUCUACCUGCUGCACGUGCUUGCUGCGCACAACGCCCAGCAGUCGCCGCCUGCGGACACUGAAUUCUUCCAACAAUUCAAACGCGCCGAGGUACAAUUCGCGCACUUUCUAACGACUGGACAGCAAAGCGCGGCCAAAAUUGCCAAAGAGUUCUAUGACGAGUCUCUGGAAGACUUGGCCAAGUACCACACGGAAACUACCACGGACUUUGACUUGUUUGCCAUAGGAAUCGCCAUUUUUAUGCUUUAUAUUCUAACUGGAGCACUUCUAUGCGUAACACUAUUCUCAUUUCAACAAGACCCGCAAAGAAAUACGAGCGUUGUACGCCAACACAGAUCCCAAGCUAGCACCAUAGUUGCUUUUGCCGUCAUAUUCUUUCUGGUUUCCACAACUUUACUCAUAUCCUGUUUCAUAUCGGAGACUAAAAGCCGAUUUUGUUCUUUCAACCCCUUUUGGACGAUUUGUUUCAUUGCUGCAUCUCUUGGUAUAGCCGCAGCGUAUUUCAUAAUAAAAGCAGCAAUAGAACGAACCAAAGAUUUGUCUGCCUUAAGGGAACUAAAUGCUAUAGACUAUUUAUUAAUCAUUGGCACUUUAUUUCAUGCUUGGUCAUUUUUUGGGACAAGUUUCAUAGAAGAAGAGCACAUGACGUGGUAUUUCUUCUGGAAUACUCUCAUGUUUUUCGUAUUGGUUCGGACGAUUGUUGUGGUAGUGAUGUAUUUUACUAAGAAAUGGUCUGGUGCUACUGAGUUUCAAGAUAAAUUGGAUUUAGAGAAUAGGAUGAGCUCAGUUGGUGUUAGCAUUGUGCCUCAGUGGGUGCUGCUGAUCGCUUUACAUAGGUAUUUGCGAACAAUGAACCAGACCGGUGACCGUUGGCUGUUUCUGCCGGACACAGCGGAUUGGUUGAAUGCACCCGAGAACUCCUUCUACUUAGAAGCACAUCUUGUGAUUGGGACCGUCCUAACUCUAGGCGUGUGCCUAUGGAACGUACGACACAUGAACAACUUCAUGCAAAUACAUUCCGCAUUAACCGUAGCGGCGACCGGCUGCGUAUUCCUCUACCGCAUCGCGACAAGCGCGCUACAGACGCGAUACACGUUCCUCAAAUCCUACGACCCUGUCAACAUAGUCGACGUAUUCUGGGGUAUUUUGACUUUCCAAGUUCUUUUCGAAUUGGCAAUUUACGUUGGGAUGUUCGCACAAUGUGGUCUCAAGCCGAAGUUUGCGUAUACGAAACCAAAAGCGAAAAGCGAGGAUCAUUUCUAUGACGAAAUGGAUGAACCGUGGAAUAUUGAGGAGGUGAAACUCAGUCUUGCGACAUCUCUUUCCCAUAUAAUGUAUAAUGAUUUGAUGUUGAUAAUCGUUUUGCUGAUGAGACCCCAUAAUGUAAUCAUGGUGCCGAGUGUAUACUUCACGUGUGUGUUGACCAGCAAAUGCUUGGACCACAAGCUUUUGGAUUCAAGGUCGAGGAGGACGGAGGUGGUUGAUGUGAUGAGUCAAGCUUUGGUGCAUUUGUGGAUUGGUGUGCUGUUUUACUUUUAUCAGGGUAACUCCAACAGCCUGGCGUCCGUGGACCUGGGCUCCGGCUACGUGGGGCUCCGCGAGUACAGCGAGUUCCCAGUGGCGCUGCGCAUGGGGCUCCACGCGUACGCGGGGCCCGCGCUCGCCGGCGCGCGGCUGUUCUGCGCGCUGGCCGCCGCGCCCGCCGCCUCGUGGACCCAGUACUUACAAUCAGUAUGGCGAGUUAUAAACAUAUUUGCACUGCAAAGAGUGUACCAGCUCGUCGUAUACUGCGUCAUAGCGACAAUAUUCAGGCACCAUCUGUUUGUGUGGACGGUGUUCUCGCCCAAACUGUUGUACGACUUCGUUGCGACCGUGUUCUCUAUUCAGGCGCUCUCCACUAUAGGCAAUAUCAUACUGAUCACUCAUAUGACUAGUUGGCUAGCUAGAUUAGUGACUUAUAAAACGACACUGUAAUAUUUAAAUUUAUAGAGGUAAAGUUGUACGAAUUUGGGAUUUUCAGGACGAUACGGAGAUGAAAAAUGUACCUACUUAAAAAUUUGUAUAUAUAUAUAUAUUUAUUAAUUACGGUCAUAUUGAUGUUUGACAAUGAGAUCUCAUUCAUUGAUUGACAUUGACAGCCCGCGUUUGCAAAGACAACUGUCAACCAGUAAAAUGCGAAACAAAGGAAAAAUAAAUAAAUCACUACGAUCGGUGUGAAAAUAAUGAAAUCAGCUAAUUUUACCUGUUUUUUUUUUUGUUCUUUACAAGUUAGCCCUUGGCUACAAUCUCACCUGAUGGUAAGUGAUGAUGCAGUCUAAGAUGGAAACGGGCUAACUUGUUAGGAGGAGGAUGAAAAUCCACACCAAUUUUUCUCUAGGUUAGAAUUUUUUUUAGCCGAAAUAAUAUUCGCCAACAAUUUUUACGGACGGAGGUCCUGGGUUCGAUCCCCGGCUGGACCGAUUGAGGUUUUCUUAAUUGGGCCAGGUCUGGCUGAUGGGAGGCUUUAGCCGUGGCUAGUUACCACCCUACCGACAAAUACGAAAGGGGUGUGAUUUCCAUCCUCCUCCUAACAAGUUAGCCCGCGUCCAUCUUAGAUUGCAUCAUCAUUUACCAUCAGGUGAGAUUGUAGUCAAAGGCUAACUUGUAAAGAAUAUUAAAAAAAAGAAAAAUAACCUGAUUCCAUUAUUUUCACACUGGUCGUAGUGAUUUAUGUAUCCUCUCUGAUGCGCAUUUCACUUAUUGUCAGUUGUCUUUGUAAAUGCGGACUGUCAAUGUCAAUCAAUGAGAUGUCAUUGUCAAACAUCAAUAUGACCGUAAUUAAAUUAAGCAAAUUCUCCUUUUCUGUUUGUUAUGAUUUAACUCAAAAGCUGUUUAAAAUUAUUUUGUCUUUAGAAUGCUACUAAUUUAUUGAGUAGCAAAUGGUAUAUUUUAUCCCUGUAUUCUAAUUGGAAAGAGAACUACGCGGGUGGAACCGCGGGAUGUAUGUUAUUUAUAAUAAAAUCGAUUUAUUAGACUAGUAAAUAUUUUGAUAAGUUCCAAUUUAGUAAUGCCAUAUGUCAUUUAUUUCAGUUUUUUACUUACUAAAAAGUACUUGUAUAUAAUGUAUUUAACUAAAGUCCGGCCGCUCAGAAAUUGCGUUUCAGACAGGUCGUGAUCGAAUGGAAGAAACAUUCAAUUACAAUUGCCUCGUUAUUUUGUCUCAUCACUACAAAGACAAACAGUUGGCAUAACCUUGAAACAGCGCAGUUCAAUAACCUUGUACGCCAGUUCGAAGUUACAUCUCCCAUUCGAUCAAGACCUGUCAGAAACGCUAUCUCUGAGCAAUUGGACUCUUUGUACCUAUCAUAAGUCUCACAAACAUUUAAUGCUUUUUUCCAUUUAUUAGCAAUCACAGAAAAUCAUAAUACCAAUGAAACCUCUGGAUGUUCAUAUUUUUCCGUAACUGCUUAAGAGCGCGCAGCGCGUCGGUACGAUAUGGAUAAAAUUCGAAGCGCAAACGAGACGCCGAAUUAUGACUUUCACGUGAGUGAAAAGCACGGAGCGAUUGACGCGCGACGCAAAUUUUAUGACGUGAGCGCCAAAACCAUUUUUACCUAAUUGCAAGUAAAUUAAACAACAUAACGAAAAACAAAAUGGCCAUAUUCAAGAUUUAUACCUAAUUUCUAAACAAAACAAAAAUUUAAGAAAAUAAGUUUGCUUUUCCUGAGAUUGAAAGCAAAAUGUGAGCAAAACAUGUAUUUUUCAAAAAAAUAAACUACUGAGAAAAGUUUUACAAAUUGUGUAUUUUGUAUAGUCGAAACGAAGUAACACUUUGAAAUAUCAUUUACCCAAAUAUCAGGCUCAUAACUUUUCCAGAUUCUGAGAUCCAGAACCAUUUGUAACCACCAAAUUACAUAUUGCACACUCUUAAAAAAUAGUAAAAGAAACACAUUCCUACUAGGUUGCUAAUGUGGAAAAAAUUCUUGUAUUUAUUUAUGUUAUGGAAUAUCUACGAAAGUAUCCACUAAAUUAUUUUCUUUGAGAACAGUAUUAUUAUUAAUAUUUGUACAUAUAGCUAUUGCGAGCAAAUAACAUAUGGGUUAUGAGUACAACAAUAUAGAGGACACGACAUCUUGGUUAUAGUGUUCCGAAAAAAAAAAAACAGAACAACCAACUAAAUAAAAAAAAAUAAGCGCAAGUUAUCAUAAAUGUAGGUAGUUUUGUUUUUAAUCGUCCACAAAAUAAUACAAUUUUUUAAACGAUAUUUUAUUUUAUUAUAAUACUAGACACCGAGUACCUAAAGUGUUUUUGUUACCUACAUAAUAGUAAAUAGUUAAGUAAUUUAAGUUAGUAGGUAGUGAAGAUAAAUGUAACGCAUUAUUUUGUAUAUGUAUAUUAAAUAAAUGUACUGAUUGUUUGCCAUUCCAAA
Molecule: messenger RNA, 6058 nt
Organism: Bicyclus anynana (squinting bush brown)
Lineage: Eukaryota; Metazoa; Arthropoda; Insecta; Lepidoptera; Nymphalidae
Gene: PIG-G
Product: GPI ethanolamine phosphate transferase 2
Exons: 13
Coding region: 559-3624 (1021 amino acids)
Biological process (GO): GPI anchor biosynthetic process
Cellular component (GO): endoplasmic reticulum membrane
Source: RefSeq, a predicted model, not a curated record